AUGAACAAUGCCAUUAUUUCACACCCCUUUCCUGAACAACACCAUUCGGUGAAAAAUAAGUAGCACUCCACCCCAUUCUCCUCUCCUCCAUUUCCAUAUACCAAAAUCACUUACACUAACUAACACCAAGAUAAACACAUACCAGCACCAGCUUAAGUAAUCAAAGUUACUGAAACUAACGCACACCAAACCCCAACCCCAACCCCAGCCCCCAAAGCCAAAAUGCCAACCCAAAACAUCAGAACCCUCCCCCGAGGCCAAUCCCCAACCCCGCCACAACCUGCCACGCCGAAAAAACCUUCCACCAUUUCUGCGGCCACAUCACCACAACCUACACCCAACACUCCCCCCUAUGCAGCGCCUCCCAAAACCAAGACGCACCCAACCAAUCGCGACCUGGUAGUUCCGGUUCCGGUUCCGGUUCCGGGUCCACCGGACCACGAAGCUCAACCCUAACACAAACACUCACGCGAACAGUAAGUCAAUCCGCCACAUCUGCCGUCGAAGCUUUAACCGACCUAGCUCGUCGUUUUACAGUCCAAUCGACAAAUUCGAGAGAAAUUCCUAUUACUUCUCUGGAGUUUUCGUUUGCCGCUCGGGUGCCUUGUCUUCAGGUGGUUGAUGAGCCGCUUUAUGAUCCUGCGCCUUGUAAGAGGUGUGCGGAGUCGAUGGGGUUGGGGGAGGGGGAGAAUGCAGAGAGUGAGAGGGUGAUGACGGAGAGGGAGGAGGAGGAGUGGGUGAGGAGGAGGGUGAAGGUUGAGGCGGAUAUGAGGGAGUGGGUUGUUAGGAUGAAUGAUUGGGAUGGUGGGGUUAGGGUUUUGAGGAGAGAUGUUGAUUGA
Molecule: messenger RNA, 839 nt
Organism: Sclerotinia trifoliorum
Lineage: Eukaryota; Fungi; Ascomycota; Leotiomycetes; Helotiales; Sclerotiniaceae
Source: the annotation of a GenBank genome assembly